CAACUGUCAAACAAAACCAGACUGGCACAUUUGACCACGCAUUGCUUUCUCAUGUGUUACUUUUCUUCCAGACCUAAAAAAAAUGGUAUUCUGAUGUGAUUUAAGCACUGCCUUGGACUCAGAACAUUACAUUUUGUUCUCCAUUACCAAUUGUAAUUGAGUGGCAAACCAGGAAAUUGAACUGAGAACAUUUAUGAAAAUGGCUGUAAUUUGGGGUUUAAAAUCACAGCUUUUUUUUAUAGGGCCCCUUUAGUAGUUUAUUACUCAUUUUACUGUGUCUAUUGCCAGAACGGUAACACUGAAGAGUUGUAGGGCAGAGAAGAAUGAGCCUAUUUGAAAGAAGUCGCUUGUGACGUGUGUAUUAAAAAAAGGUAGCUCAUGCUAGGCAAGUUGCGUCUCCUGCUCUAGAAAAAUGUACUUUACCAGCCAAUUUAAUUUGCAAAAAGGUGACUUACUAGGUGUGCCAUGCAUCGGGGUUAGUUAGCUAGGGUGCUGUUUUGGGGAGAACCCAAGAGCAUAGACUUCUCCUUAUUCCCGUGUGCCAGGCUAAUCUACUCUGUGGUGGAAGAGAUGAUACCUGGUAUUCCUUAGCCCUUCAUUAGUUGAAUGUGAUAAGUGGACUUGCUGGGGUACUCGAGGAGAGGUUGGGGAAACACUGAUGGCUUAUCUCAUGUGUAUGUCUCUCAGGAGACAAUCACCAUGGCGAUGUUGACCCUUCUACUGCUUCUCAGCGCUGCCUUUACACUGGGCGACAGAAUGACUGCGAGGAUAGCAAAUGAUUUGGUGACAUUUGCAGCAGACCAAAGAAACCCAUGCCCCAGAGGCUGGUUCCAAUUUAAGUCACGCUGCUUCAUGUUUGUCAAAACUGCAAGGACAUGGCCCAAUGCAGAGCGCCACUGUCAGUUACUUGGAGAAAAACUGAAGCCUGUGUACAACACUGUAAAGUACCUUGGCGCAAACCUGGCAUCUGUGCACAGCUAUGAAGAGUCCCAAUUUCUACAGGCGGUGGUGUUGAUCGCGACUGGCAGUUUCCCUCUUACCUGGAUUGGCGGAUUUGAUGCUGUUCAAGCAAAGGUGGAAAAGGACAGGCUAUGGUUCUGGAGUGACGGCUCCAAAUUUGAUCACGAGAGCUGGGCUGAAGGGGAGCCGAAUAACUACAAUGGUCCCAGAGAGCCAUGUAUUCAGAUCAACUUUGGAGCUGAAAAUGGCUGGAACGAUGAAUCAUGUGGAAAGAGCUAUCCCUCCGUGUGCUCCAUAAGAACCUGUUUAAUCCUUCAAACUGUCAAUUGAAACCAAAAAUGCUACUCUGGUGUCAGCAUCCUAACUGCAAAUGUUUCAUGUUCUAGUGAAUUACUUUGAAGGUAUUUGUUGCUGUAAAUUACAUUUGACUUGUGUAAUUAUUGUAGCUUGUUGUCAAUAAAACGGG
This is a messenger RNA of Oncorhynchus masou masou (cherry salmon), 1426 nucleotides long. RefSeq names its product ladderlectin-like. The transcript has 5 exons. The coding region runs from base 700 to 1290 and encodes 196 amino acids. Gene Ontology annotation, molecular function: signaling receptor activity. The record is from RefSeq and is a predicted model, not a curated record. Lineage: Eukaryota; Metazoa; Chordata; Actinopteri; Salmoniformes; Salmonidae.